Molecule: messenger RNA, 3350 nt
Organism: Carcharodon carcharias (great white shark)
Lineage: Eukaryota; Metazoa; Chordata; Chondrichthyes; Lamniformes; Lamnidae
Product: alpha-(1,6)-fucosyltransferase
Exons: 15
Coding region: 1026-2771 (581 amino acids)
Biological process (GO): protein N-linked glycosylation
Cellular component (GO): Golgi cisterna membrane
Molecular function (GO): glycoprotein 6-alpha-L-fucosyltransferase activity; protein binding
Source: RefSeq, a predicted model, not a curated record
UGCCUGGGAAAUGGGCUGAGCUGAGCUCUGUGAGCAGGAUUGUACUCUCUCUCUCUCCUUCUGCUCACACACUCAGGCAGGCAGUCUGGGUGCCGUGUCACCGUCUCUUCCCUCAGUGCCUGGCUCUCUCUCCCGUUAAAUGGAAGGUCCCUGGAGCUGCUCUGUGAUCCUCUCUCUCUCUCACCACACACACAUACAUACACAGACCCCCCUUUGGAGUUCCUGUUUCCGCCAAGUACUGCCCGACGCGCGAUCAAACACCAGUGGAUCCACCAUCUAACGUGCAUAUUUAUGUAGAGAUAGAAAACAUCCUUCCAGCCGGAGAGGGGAAAUAUAGACCCCAACACAGUGGAGCCUCCCUGACCCGGAGUGGCAGGAUUAUUGAUUUCUGAUGAAGAUUUCUUUGCCAGGCCACUAUAUUAAUAACAGCAAAUGAAGACAAUGUGAAAAGAAAAGAUUGGGACAACGGUGGGAUCUGGAACUAUUUUCUCCGUCUAGUCCCUGAUCAUCUGAUAGUGGAGCUGAAGAACAACCUGUCUGCCAGGAGGUGCCUUGUGCUUUUGGUAUCUGAAGAUAAGAAAAUAACCCAAGACGAAAAGUCUCAACAGCCUCGCAAAGAUGAGCUCAAAGCAGAGCGACAAUGAGUGAGCACCACAAACCACAGCACCGAUGCUACGAACACAGCAACGCCAAUCUGCUAAUGUGGUGAACACAAUGGGGAAAGAACGAAUGAGGUAGACGACAGCCCGGCCUUGUUAGAAAAGCUCCAACUUGGGUUUGCUGGUAGCCUGUGUUGAGAGUGUCGAAAUGAGAGGCUUUUAAUAAGUGAAUUUUCUGGUUGUCAAAUCAAGGGGAAGGUUCAUUUGAAAAAAAGAGUGCUGCAAGAAAUUUUAAGAGCUGCGUGGAUUCCUGGCACAAUGCUCUGAGGGAGAGAGAGACAGCGACUCAUUCAUCUCCACACAGAUCCCGAAAGCAUGUCAAGUUUUUGACCUGUGAGCAGCGACUGUGGACUUGACCAGCUGAAGAUGCGGCCAUGGACUGGCUCCUGGCGGUGGAUUAUGUUGAUCCUUCUUGCCUGGGGGACUUUGUUGUUCUAUAUAGGCGGGCAUUUAGUCAGAGACAGCGACCAGCCGGAUCGCUCCAGCAGGGAACUGUCCAAGAUACUCGCAAAACUCGAGCGUUUGAAACAGCAAAAUGAAGAUCUGCGGAGGAUGGCAGAGUCACUGAGGAUUCCUGAAGGCCCCAUUGACCAGGGACCUGCUGCUGCUGGAAGAAUGCGUGCAUUAGAAGAACAAUUGAUAAAGGCCAAAGAGCAGAUAGAAAUCUAUAAGAAACAACCAGGCAAUGUAGGUCCUGGGAAAGAACAUGAGGAGCUGCGACGCAAGAUUGAGAAUGGAGUGAAGGAGCUGUGGUUCUUCGUACAGAGCGAAGUCAAGAAAGUGAAACACCUGGAGGGUGAGGAGGCACAAAGGCAUGCAGAUGCGUUGCUCGAGAACCUUGGCCACCAGCAGAGGUCUAUAAUGACUGAUGUAUAUUACCUCAGCCAAACAGACGGGGCUGAUAAAUGGAGAGAGAAAGAGGCCAAGGAUCUGACAGAUCUGGUUCAGCGGAGAAUAACAUACCUGCAGAACCCCAAGGACUGCAGCAAAGCCAAGAAGUUGGUGUGUAACAUCAACAAGGGGUGUGGCUAUGGUUGUCAGCUGCAUCAUGUCGUCUACUGCUUCAUGAUUGCGUAUGGAACCCAGCGCACACUCAUCCUGGAGUCUCAGAACUGGCGCUACUCCACUGGGGGAUGGGAGACAGUCUUCAAACCAGUUAGUGAAAGCUGCACAGACAGAUCUGGCACCAGCUCCGGCCAUUGGUCAGGUGAGGCCAACGAUAAAAAUGUACAAGUGGUGGAACUGCCUAUAGUUGACAGCCUGCACCCUCGACCGCCAUAUCUGCCCUUGGCUAUUCCUGAAGACCUCGCAGGUCGACUAACUCAUUUACAUGGAGAUCCUUCUGUCUGGUGGGUUUCACAGUUCGUCAAGUAUUUGAUACGCCCGCAAUCUUGGUUGGAGAAGGAAAUUGAAGAGGCAACAAGAAAGCUUGGCUUCAGGCAUCCAAUAAUUGGUGUUCAUGUACGUCGCACUGACAAAGUGGGGACCGAGGCAGCCUAUCACCCUAUUGAAGAAUACAUGGUACACGUGGAGGAACACUACAAGUUUCUCGCUCGAAAGACUGAGGUUGACAAAAAACGAGUUUACCUUGCCACGGACGACCCAACGCUACUUCAAGAAGCUAAGACAAAAUACCCAGAUUUCGAAUUCAUCAGUGAUAACUCCAUCUCGUGGUCAGCAGGCCUGCACAACCGAUACACGGAGAAUUCGCUGCGAGGCGUGAUUCUAGACAUCCAUUUUCUGUCUCAGGCAGACUUCUUAGUCUGUACCUUCUCAUCACAGGUUUGUCGUGUGGCCUAUGAGAUAAUGCAGACUUUACACCCAGACGCUUCAGCCAACUUCCGUUCUCUGGAUGACAUCUACUACUUUGGCGGGCAGAACGCACACAAUCAGAUUGCAAUUUACCCUCACAAACCACAAACUCCAGAAGAAAUUGUUCUGGAGCCUGGGGAUCUGAUUGGAGUCGCUGGCAACCAUUGGGAUGGUUAUUCUAAAGGUAUCAAUAGAAAGAAUGGAAGAACAGGCCUGUACCCAUCUUACAAAGUGAAAGAAAGCAUCGAGACUAUUAAGUACCCAACCUACCCAGAGGCUGACAAUGAGAAGCCACAGUAGCUACAAAGACACUCCACGGUCUCUGUGAAUGUAUCUUGCCAUAAAUCUGGAAUCCAGCCAACUUUUCGUUGAAACAUUAUGGUCUCUGCAGAUGCAUCCGUCUCCCUCCAUUGUCCUGCUGUUGAUCGUGUUUGGUUGUUUGCCAUUAAUUCACUGUAAUCCUCAGUGAUUGACGCUGCCCCCGUUGUGCAGGCUAGAGCAUGAGCAAAUGUGUGUUCAAUCAUGGUGCCUAACAGUCUUCGACCUUUAACCUUCUGGAAGAACCAUGCCCAGCAUUAGCACUGAGGUGCAUUUGAACUCUGACCUUGAAACAAAGAGGUUGGUUGAACUUAUCAAACGCAAGAUUUGAUCACAACGACUUGAAUCCAUUCCACAGCCUGUUCGAGAGUUCUCAUUUUCUCGAGAAGUGGUAGAGUUUUUCAUAUCCGAGGGUAGACAAAGGAAAAGCCUGAAUAAUCCAGUGCCCAUCGUCAUUUCACAAGUUUUUUGUAAAAGCAAAAUCAUGGACAGAAACUUUAAUACAUAAUGUUUCCAGACAUUGUCUUUGAUAACAAAAAUAAAUAAAUCUAAAUGAAACCA